AUUUAGUGGAUGCCUCUCUUAAAGGCAGCCCCAUCAAUGUUAGAAAGCUCCAUAAGAGAGCUUUCCUUGCCAGGGAUCUAUCCUCUUCAUCUUCUGAGGAGGAUUUGGUCCCAGUUUUAAGCAAAAAGAAUAAAGGAAGGCAGCUGGUCUCUUCUGCCAGUUCCUCGUCUGAGGAAAACUUAUCUGAUCCUCCUUCCCCUCAUACUCGUUUGAGUAGGCGUAAAAUUAAGGGGACAGGACCCCAAAAAAGGAAUAGCGUGUUUCCCUCAUUUGAGCACCAGGAACACCUUCCAGAGAAAAAGGACAAAUCUCGUUGGAGCUUAGAUAGUCCCUCUCCUUCCUCUUCUAGAGCGUUAGCUCACUCCUCCUCCCAAAGCCGUUCCAGUUCCAGAUACAGCUCUCCAGAAAUAGACUGGGAAUCUGAGGAAGUGGUACAUUCAGCAGCUUCCACUGAGCGAGGGAAGCUAAGCAAUGUUCAGAUGGCCAGAGUAAGCCUCCUAAGAAAGACUCUCCCAUCAAAAUUAUUUCACUCCAGAUGGGCUAUGGAGCACGAUUCUGAGGUUAGAGAUUUCGCUAAACUAGCCUUCAGAUUCCCCUUGGUUAAGGAGGAUGACUUUCUCCUCAGGAACAACAUUGGUAUCCCGGACAUUCAGGCUUUAAUGGCCCCAGAGGUAGCUCCUGCUCUGUUAUCUAUCACUGGGAGCAGAGUAUCCUCUGAUCCCACAGACCAGACUUUUCGCAAUAUACAGUUCAAAAUUGCUGAUGCUGUGGGCCCACUAUUACUGAUGCUGGAUAAGCCAGAAGAGCUUCAUCUCUGUUGGCAUCUAAGAUGGCUCUUUUAA
Pelobates cultripes (western spadefoot toad) is the source of this 842-nucleotide messenger RNA. Lineage: Eukaryota; Metazoa; Chordata; Amphibia; Anura; Pelobatidae. The record is from the annotation of a GenBank genome assembly.